Messenger RNA from Pomacea canaliculata, 1942 nucleotides. RefSeq names its product actin, adductor muscle. Lineage: Eukaryota; Metazoa; Mollusca; Gastropoda; Architaenioglossa; Ampullariidae. The record is from RefSeq and is a predicted model, not a curated record. The transcript is spliced from 2 exons. The coding region runs from base 100 to 1230 and encodes 376 amino acids.
CAUUCUGCUUCUGCCGUCACUCUGUCGUAGCAAGCAGCUUCGAAAGCCCAUACCAGCCCUCGUGCAGUACUCUCGGACUAACUCCAGCCCUCAACAAACAUGUGUGACGACGAGGUUGCCGCUCUGGUCGUGGACAAUGGCUCCGGCAUGUGCAAGGCCGGCUUUGCCGGAGACGAUGCCCCCAGGGCUGUCUUCCCCUCUAUUGUGGGACGACCCCGUCACCAGGGUGUCAUGGUUGGUAUGGGUCAGAAAGACAGCUACGUCGGAGAUGAGGCCCAAAGCAAACGUGGUAUCCUGACCCUGAAGUACCCCAUUGAACACGGUAUUGUCACCAACUGGGACGACAUGGAGAAGAUCUGGCACCACACCUUCUACAACGAGCUGCGUGUUGCCCCCGAGGAGCACCCCGUCCUCCUGACCGAGGCCCCCCUCAACCCCAAGGCUAACCGUGAGAAGAUGACCCAGAUCAUGUUCGAGACCUUCAACGCCCCCGCCAUGUACGUCGCCAUCCAGGCCGUGCUGUCCCUGUACGCUUCCGGUCGUACCACAGGUAUCGUGCUCGACUCCGGAGAUGGUGUCACCCACACCGUGCCCAUCUACGAAGGUUACGCCCUGCCCCACGCUAUCCUGCGUCUUGACUUGGCCGGCCGUGACCUCACUGACUACCUGAUGAAGAUCCUGACCGAGCGAGGCUACAGCUUCACCACCACGGCUGAGCGUGAGAUCGUGCGCGACAUCAAGGAGAAGCUCUGCUACGUCGCCCUCGACUUCGAGCAGGAGAUGGCCACCGCUGCCUCCUCAUCCUCCCUGGAGAAGAGCUACGAGCUGCCCGACGGUCAGGUCAUCACCAUCGGCAACGAGCGCUUCAGGUGCCCUGAGUCCCUUUUCCAGCCUUCCUUCCUGGGUAUGGAGUCGGCCGGUAUCCACGAGACCACCUACAACUCCAUCAUGAAGUGCGACGUCGACAUCCGUAAGGACCUGUACGCCAACACCGUGCUGUCUGGCGGCACCACCAUGUUCCCUGGUAUUGCCGACAGGAUGCAGAAGGAGAUCACCUCCCUGGCCCCCAGCACCAUGAAGAUCAAGAUCAUUGCUCCCCCCGAGCGCAAAUACUCCGUCUGGAUCGGUGGCUCCAUCCUGGCCUCCCUGUCCACCUUCCAGCAGAUGUGGAUCUCCAAGCAGGAAUACGACGAAUCUGGCCCCUCCAUCGUUCACCGCAAGUGCUUCUAAAUUUCGGGACACUCUUCCUAGCUCGACUUUUUACAAUCUGCUUAGGUCUCUCUCUCUUUUUCGAUCUUCACACAGGCCCUGCCUAUUAGUUCUUCUUUUGUUGCUCAUGCUCUCGCGGAACUCGGAAGACUGGGCGACGCUGACAGCGAACAACAAAGAAUAAAAUCGGCGUGGCUCAAAGAAAAUUUUUUUCCAACCAAACCACGAACCCUCUUCCAACGUGCAUUUGAGAGACUUUUAUCUUUUGUUUUCUUUGAUUUUUUUUUUUAAAGUCUGUCUGGUUUGAACGAAGUCUUAAAAAACGGACGAGCAGAGAGAGUAAAAAAGGAAGAAAGAACAAAAAGUCUCAAUCUCCAACGAACACUGUAGUUAACGAUUGAGCGAGGUUUCGAAGAAAGGGGCGGGGUCAUGCUGGUUGACAGCCAAUCGAGGUCGUUGUAACAGUCUUUCAGGACGAGGUUCUCUUUGUAAGCAUAAGAUUGUGGGGCGAUGUACAUCUCAGGUUGAACAUGUCGCAGAAAAAAAUUCUUCUCACCCGCGAGGCAUCAAGGCAACAACACCAAACUGCCAUUUGUUGCAACAUGUCUAAAAUACAAAUGUGAUAUAUAUUUUUGGUAUAUCACCGCCUUUCAAAUCUACCAUUUUUACUGUACAAAUAAAUGAAUUGUAGUUCUUCAUCCGGCGACAUUAAAGUUGAAAUGAACUUUUUAAA